This is a messenger RNA of Daldinia caldariorum, 2876 nucleotides long. RefSeq names its product HAUS augmin-like complex subunit 6 N-terminus-domain-containing protein. The coding region runs from base 199 to 2520 and encodes 773 amino acids. The record is from RefSeq and is a predicted model, not a curated record. NCBI's taxonomy places the organism in Eukaryota, Fungi, Ascomycota, Sordariomycetes, Xylariales, Hypoxylaceae. The transcript is spliced from 2 exons.
AUCAACAUUUCGCACUCCACCAAACCCAGAACUUAUUUUGAUCAUCUACAACCUCCUCCAUAACUUAUAAGUAGUCGGAACUAGGUCUACUAGUAAAUUACCUACUAGGUACCUGACCUACCUUAUAUCAAUACGAAUGGCCUCAUACACAUAAAACAACUCCCCCUUUUCAACAAAAUUACACUCGACAAUGCCACCAUGUCGCUUCAACAUACCAACAUUUCGACGACCAGCAGCACUUCGACGGCACGCUCGCGAUCGCUGCGCGUUCCCGCCAAACCGUCCUUGACCGCCCCUCAGCCUGUCCCUCAGCCUGUCCCUGCUGACACCUCGACUCAGAUACCCAGCUCUACUUCCAACCCCGCCCUGUUCCUCACAAACCUUCGCUUGCUAGACCUCGAUCAAGAGCCCGAUUGGCCGGGGAUAACCCUCGCGACUUUUUCCACUAAAGACGCCGCCGGCGGACAGAAGAAGCGGAUUCAAUCUGUCGAGUGGGCUCUCUACCAGCUAUUCACUCUAUGGGAUUAUAAUGAGACUCAGAAUAAACUACGUCCCUUCUUCCCGCCUCUUGAUCAAGUCCAAUCUAUCAACCUCCGAGCCGCUCUACUCCGUGCUCUCGAACAGGCUAAGAAAAAUGGCGUCCUUGGUCGAGAUGCCGUUUUGCGAAAGACAAUGCUGGACGAAUGUAAGGGCGAACGACUCGAAGAAGUUCUCGCCGUCUUUUCCUCGGCAGUCCUAAAGAAGCUGGUAGCCGAACGUGCGCUCAAUUCAGGUCCGGAAUACCGCCCUACUAUAUCAGAGAAACUUGCUCUCGAGAACUGGGGCUACUCGGGGGACCGUACGGAGCUAAAUGCACUACUCCUAGCCUAUAAAGCUUCAUUAAGUUCUCUCUUAGCUAAGAAGAAUACGGAACGAGCGAAGUACCGCGACUUCGAGCAACUACUAGCCUCGAAGGAACAAGCCCUCUCCCAGCGGAAAGAAAAGGCCAAGGCAGAAUCUGAGCGAAGCGUAGCUGAAACGUCUGAGCGGACAAGAAAGGAGGUCAAUAAGAUCAUCAAGACCAACUGGACUGGAAACGACCAGUGGAUUGAUAGUCUGCUAUAUAAUGAUACGAAUCCUCGAAAGGGAGGACUCCUUGGUAGUCGCUUUGACGAUGUUUGGGCUGGAGUUGAGCAGGGGAAAGUCUGUGACCUUGAAGACGAGAACACCGGCCUCUUGGAGCAAUUAGACAGCCGGGUCCAGAUGCAGAGAUCAAGAUUAGAAAAAUGGGACAAUUUCCGAAAGGAAAUGUUCAGUAAUAUGCCACCGCCGCCUACCAUUGAAACGAGGAGAACGACUAAGCCAAAGAAUGUUGGCUUGCGCUUCACUGCCCAUCAGGAGCUGAACAUUGACAAGAUACGCGUGAAAGACAAGUUACCCUUGAAAGGAGCCCCUGCACAAUACCACACGAUUGUCAGUAAUAUGAAAGCUGAACUCGGUACUACUGGAAAACAUAAGAUCCCAGACUUUUCUGGUCUAUUAGGAGGUUCGAAUAGGAGCUUGGGAGUCGGCGCUGCUUCAUACGCUACGAAGCCAGAAGAACCAGCCGAAGCGAUAUCUGACAUUAGCGAAUGGGAAGACGAGCCGGAAGAAGCACCUCGAAUUGAAAAGCCUCUUCAGGCCACCAGCAGGAAUCGCUAUCGUCUUGUUCCUCCCAAGGCUAGCACCGAAGCUCAAGGACGGACUCACGUACCAAAGGCGUCCUCACUCGAUGUAUCAUUCAGCCGAAACAAAAAAGUCUUCCCAGACCUAUCACCCAACUUUAGGCCGAAGCCGUCGGAACAACCAUCUUUUUCUCCAGAACCGUCUCCGAUAAAGGCUGUGCCUGAAACGCAAGAGUCACCAAAGUUAGAUGGUAUACCACAAAUUAUCACGUCGCAUAGUAUUGUCGCUUCUCCUGAGGUAUCUCCCUCGCCAUCCCCUUCUGAUAAGAUGAUGGAAUCGUUGUCUCCACCGCCAGCCUCUGUUUCUCCAACGCAGGCCAUGGCCAACGAAAUACUAAAGUCUAUGUCAAAUGCGUCCCCGUCGCCAGUCAAGAAACCGCGCCAUACACUUUCGCUAGCUGAGAGGACUCGCCUAUCCAUGACACGAGCUCAUCCUUUUGAAAAGGAGGAUGAAGGAUCCCCGCCGUCCCCAACCAAACCUACCCCGGCGCAGAGUAGCAGUGAUAACAAUACAAAUCAUCUACCCGAAAAUGACGAGUAUGAAGAUUUAGUAGCACGUACUAGAAGGUCUAUGGUUGGCUUUGAGGCCGCACGACAAAAGGCGCAACUAGAGAGGAGACGAUCCGAAAGGAAGAGCAAGAUGAUACAGAGGAAAGGGGAGCAGUUCCCGAAGCUCGAAGAAGAUAACGUGGACAAUUCUAUCGUCGAGGAGCUCAUCGACAGGGGUCAAGAGGAUUACGAGGCCGUGUUCAGGAGCAGACCGCGCGUGCAGACGAGCCCCUUGCCUAGCCCGUCGAAGAUGUGGAAUGCGGAGUAAAUAUGCAAAUGAAAGAGACGAGGUAUAUGUUGUCAAACGAUUUUGUCGGUUUUUCUUUUGGGUUUUUUUCAUUAAUACAUACGGCUACCGUUAGGAUUAUGAUACCAAAUUGACAUUCUCUUUUCAAGGGAUGCUAAAAACGCAUACAAAUCCAUAACUUAUUCUAUCAGACUUGGCAUUUUCUAUGCCGUAAUAACUAAUAUAAUCAAUAUUCCAUCCAUCUUCCAACCAACCAACCAACCAAUCAAUCAAUCAUAAAAAACCAAAGCCCUAGCCUCGAUGCUCUCCCUCGCCUCCCGGUCCUCGUACUCGCGGUCCUCGAACGCGCUAUGCGGCGCGCGCCGGGCCGGGACCCG